GAGCUCAGCGUCGUCCGCGGGACACAAAGCAGCACAUAACGGGGCCUGUGCAGAUCGGGCGGAGUUUAGCCAAACGCGCUUUGCUGUGCCUCCAUCGGCAAGGCUGGGUGUGGUUUUCAAAACUCAGUUCCGUUAGCAGGAAAUCGACUCUAGGACCGCUAGCACCUCACUUUGAGCGACAAAGACCCCGCGAAAAGUGAAACUUUGUUGGAGAGAUCCGAGGAGUAGGUUUUCCAAAAGAGCGGUGACGGACGUUCACUCUUUGUCGUGGACAUUAGCCGCUGGGAAAAAGUUUGGCUGUCUGUUGACUUCAUUGUAUCAGCUCAGUUUGUGACAUCCGCGCGAGAGAGACACAAAAUACAGUCAAAAUGCCGAAAACGAUCAGCGUUCGCGUGACUACGAUGGAUGCAGAGUUGGAGUUUGCCAUCCAGCCGAGCACCACCGGGAAACAGCUAUUUGACCAGGUGGUGAAAACCAUCGGUUUGAGGGAGGUUUGGUUCUUCGGACUGCAGUACCAGGACACCAAAGGCUUUUCCACCUGGCUUAAACUCAACAAGAAGGUUACGGCUCAGGACGUCCGCAAGGAGAGUCCUCUGCUGUUUAAAUUCCGGGCAAAGUUUUAUCCUGAAGAUGUUUCCGAGGAGCUGAUUCAAGAGGCCACUCAAAGACUUUUCUUCCUUCAGGUAAAGGAAGGGAUUCUGAAUGACGAUAUCUACUGCCCCCCCGAGACCGCCGUACUGUUGGGAUCUUAUGCAGUGCAGGCCAAAUACACCGACUACAACAAAGAUGUUCACAUGCCCGGAUACCUGUCUGGCGAGAAACUGCUCCCACAGAGGGUUCUGGAGCAGCACAAGCUAAGCAAAGAGCAGUGGGAGGAAAGAAUUCAGGUCUGGCACGAGGAGCACAAGGGCAUGUUGAGAGAGGACGCGAUGAUGGAGUAUCUGAAGAUAGCUCAGGAUCUGGAGAUGUACGGGGUGAAUUAUUUCAGUAUUAAGAAUAAGAAAGGAUCUGAGCUCUGGCUGGGAGUCGACGCCCUGGGACUCAACAUUUACGAGCAGAACGACAAGAUGACACCUAAAAUUGGUUUCCCCUGGAGUGAGAUCCGAAACAUUUCUUUCAACGAUAAGAAGUUUGUCAUCAAACCCAUUGAUAAGAAAUCCCCGGACUUUGUCUUCUAUGCCCAGCGCUUGCGCAUUAAUAAGAGGAUUCUGGCCCUGUGCAUGGGGAACCAUGAGCUGUACAUGAGACGCCGUAAACCAGACACCAUCGAGGUCCAGCAGAUGAAGGCACAGGCCAAAGAAGAAAAGAAUCACAAGAAGAUGGAAAGGGCAAUGCUGGAGGACGAACGGAAAAAGAGAGAGCAAGCAGAAAAGGAGAAGGAGAAGAUCGAGAAAGAAAAGGAGGAGCUGAUGGAGAAACUCAAAGUGAUAGAGGAACAAACCAGAAAAGCUCAGCAAGAGUUGGAGGAGCAGACCCGCCGGGCGCUUGAGCUGGACCAGGAGCGUAAAAGCGCUCAAGAGGAGGCAGAGCGUCUGGAGCGAGAGCGCCGCCUGGCGGAGGAGGCCAAAGCGACUCUGCUGCAGCAGUCCGAGAACCAGAUGAAGAACCAAGAGCAUCUGGCGACUGAACUGGCAGAGUUAACCUCAAAGAUCUCAUUGCUUGAAGACGCCAAAAAGAAGAAAGAGGAAGAAGCAACAGAAUGGCAACAGAAGGCCAUCGUAGUCCAGGAGGACCUUGAGAAGACGAAAGAGGAACUGAGAAAUAAAGUGACAGCGACCCACGUGACGGAGCCUGUGCACAGCGAAAACGAUAACGACGAGGGUGACGAGAGCAGCGCAGAGGCCAGCGCCGAAUUUUCCUCUGCAGUCUCUUACAAAGACAGGAGCGAGGAGGAGCGCAUGACGGAGGCAGAGAAGAACGAACGGGUGCAGAAACACCUUCUGGCUCUGACUUCUGAGCUGGCCAACGCUCGGGACGAGACCAAGAAGACCCAGAACGACAUGAUCCACGCAGAGAACGUACGAGCAGGACGCGACAAGUACAAGACGCUUCGCCAGAUCCGCUCUGGAAACACCAAACAGCGAAUCGACGAGUUUGAGUGCAUGUAAUUUACCACGGUCGGCCAGCAGGGGGCACUACAGCCUGCCUUGCACGUCAUGUCUGCAGAGAAACUACAGUACCCACAACGCACCACUCCAACAGCCAGACAGGCCGAACAAUAAAGCCAAAUAUAGAAUAAUGCUGCACAAUUCACGAUCCCUUUAAUUCAGAGGCAUUGUUUGGGUUACUGCAUCAUGAUAGAGGAGAUUUAUUUCUUGCUUUGUGUUUUGACAUAGACGUAGCUCUUUUAUUUGAAAACAUAUUAACGGUUUGCUGUUUGGCUGAACUAAAGGGUUUUGAUUCAUUCAAAUUGAUGACGAGCAGAACUGGAUUUCCCUGAGCAUUGAAGUAGAAAAACAUUCCAUUGUAAGGACAGAUUGAGAAAGCAAACUCUGGAGAAGAAGGACCAACCGUAUGCCAGCAUACCAGGACCGUAAUUCAAAGUAGUUGACAUUUUAUUAAUCUACACAGUGCCAUUGAAAUGGUGUAAUAGCCUAGCUAUGAUGAGUUGCUGUAACAUUGCAUCUCUGUGCCUUUUCGAAUUAGAAAAUUACAGUAUUGAUUAAAACACAUGCUUAAGACCUGCUACCUGCUGCCAAUGAACCACUCAGCCAAAACAGGUGGCCCGCGAGAGCAAAGUGUGUGUGUGUGUGUUUUUGUGCGCAUGUGUGUGUGUUUGUGUGGGAGAGAGAGUGUGUGUGGAUUCCUAUUAAAAUUUAGUUUAGUAAUAGUUUCUCACUGCUGCAGGUAUGUGGCCGCUCCCUGUUUGAGCCUUUUCACUGAAGAGAAAAUAUCAAACUGUAUUUUUAGUUUAGUUUUAAUCGUAUUCUUAUUUUAAGCUUUUUUUCUGAAGGAAAAGACUUUUUUUUAGGCGUUUGAUUGCCUUUUGCAGUAUUAUUUCGAAGGAUCCUUUAUUAGACACUUCUAAGCAUCUUCUGGGAUUCCAUUUCUCCCUUUAUGUCUGAACAGUAUUUACCCAGAGUGAACACAGUUUUUGGAGUAGCCCCGCACCUGUAGGCAGUGCCUUAGUUGAUUUUUGUAAUCUAACCUUACAUUCAUCUUUAUUCAUGCGGCGAUAUGCCGCACUGAAGCAAUAUGACGUCCCUGGCUGCUUUUGAAGAAUUUAUUCUUUAUUUGGAUCUUACACUUGAAUAAUCUGAGCUGUUUUGAUAUAUAAGAACAGAGGUCUCUUUUAUGCUUGUUCUUAUCAUAUAUAAAGCUUGUUACCUGGGUGACGUGACAUCAUUCAGAAUUGGACGUUUCCCGCCAUUUGGCCGCAGCUGGCUCCUCGUCAGCCCAUCACAGAAAAGAUUGCUGCUUAUCAUGUUUUCAUCGCAACUGUCAAUAAAAUAUUAAAGUCGUCAGAUUAA
Messenger RNA from Triplophysa dalaica, 3470 nucleotides. It is a transcript of the gene msna, whose product is annotated as moesin a. The record is from RefSeq and is a predicted model, not a curated record. Gene Ontology annotation, cellular component: cytoskeleton; adherens junction; plasma membrane. The transcript is spliced from 14 exons. Gene Ontology annotation, molecular function: cell adhesion molecule binding; actin binding. Gene Ontology annotation, biological process: regulation of cell shape; positive regulation of early endosome to late endosome transport; positive regulation of protein localization to early endosome. Lineage: Eukaryota; Metazoa; Chordata; Actinopteri; Cypriniformes; Nemacheilidae. The coding region runs from base 369 to 2108 and encodes 579 amino acids.